Ooceraea biroi (clonal raider ant) is the source of this 3271-nucleotide messenger RNA. RefSeq names its product alpha-catulin. Gene Ontology annotation, molecular function: actin filament binding. Lineage: Eukaryota; Metazoa; Arthropoda; Insecta; Hymenoptera; Formicidae. The record is from RefSeq and is a predicted model, not a curated record. Gene Ontology annotation, biological process: Rho protein signal transduction; cell adhesion.
GAGGGAGGAGGGCGUCCGGUGGCCGGUGGCGGUGCAGCGGGGGCGAGGGUGGCAGUCGUGCCGGGCACGCGGGCGGGGGUAGGAGGGGUGCAACGAACCCUCUCGCCUCGGCUCGAGUCUACGGUGCACGGAGUUGUGCUCGAAUCAUGGCGACACCCGACCCCGUAGACCCAGCCACCCUAGAGAUUAAGACCCGUAGCAUAGAACAGACACUACUCCCACUAGUGAAGCAGAUUUCCACGUUAAUCUCGCACAGAGAACGGCCGCUAUGCUCGGACCGGAGUCUGCGGGCGGUCGCCAGGGUCGGCCAAGCGGUAAAUUUGGCGGUCGAGAGAUUCGUGACGGUCGGCGAGACCAUCGCCGACGACAAUCCGGAGAUCAAGCAAGACAUGUACGAGGCAUGCAAGGAGGCGAGGCUCGCCGGUGAGUACAUAAGCGAUACAACAUUGCGUAUCAAGCUAAUAAUAAUUAAUCAAUUAUUUGACAAGUGAAAGCAAUUUUGCAUUCACAAUGGACAAGAGCGGAGUUGCACAGCGCUUUAGAAAUUCACUUUUAGUAUUAUAUGUUUACUUCAAACUGGAAAAUUUCCAAUCGCGCGAAAAUAUAUACUGAAAAUGUCAAUCAAUUGUCGUAACUCUUUCGCACUGAAGAUAAACGCAAACGCAGAUCCAAUAUGUGCGAAUGUUAUAGUCGAACAUUAAUCAAAAGUUGGAACAGUGCAAACCUACUGUCCAAUUGCGCGUUACGGAGCGUACUCGCGUUAAAACUUGGCGUAUUUUGUACGCCGUCAUCCGUUUUUCCGUAUAGAAUUAUGAGAAACUCUGACUGCGGUUAACUAUUAACCAGGAACAACGCAAUGCAGUUAUACGCAGAAUUUUGCGCAUUAAUGCGGAAUUCUGUAGUUCAUCAAGAAAAAACAAUUCAUUUUGAUAGCGAGCGGUGCAACAAUUUGCAACGUCAUUAUUCACGAAGCCGUACGAGAAACAAUUAAUCUAGCGAAUAAAAAUAAUGCAGAGAAAGCAGGGGGCGAUAUUAUGAUUAAACUUCUACGUAAUUUACAAACUUAAUUACAAUAUUCAUAUUGCGAGAUACAUUUUGGUGCUUUAAUCACUAUUAUCAUAUAUUAGAGCUUUAUUGAAAGAUUAUCUCCGUCUCGAAAACAAAUUGCAUUAUAUUCAUACCGAAUAAUUCCAAUAAUUUUCGUCCGCGAAUGACGUUACUUCGAGCAAUUACGUACUUCUCUCGUCAAUGUUUAAAAGGAUUAUAUUACCGCGGAUAAACUCGUAAAAAAUCAGAGCCGACGCCGUUUAAAAUAAUUAUAUUAUCGCUAAUAAAAUCGCGAGAAAUCGACAGGGCCUCAGUGAAUGUAGAACUGUCAAUUGUGAUACAGACAGAAGAAAAUAAUAAAUCGGAAAUACAAUUUUCUCAUCUCUGAAUUGAACAUUAUUUUCAAUCGAUGUGUAUUGAACAUCGUGUCAAGCCAAUCUAAAAGCGAUUGUCCGUCAAAAAAAUUCGUCACGAAAACCAGACGCAUAGAGAUUUAAAGGAACACAUCACGAAUUGCUCCGAUGCCGCUUUACGAUCCUCGUUUCGUGCAGAACGACCGAUAACGUACUCCUUCAGCGUGCAGCUCGGUGUUUUAGCUUAGCGUCUCAAUCUCUCUCCCUUUUUGCGAGAGAAAAAGAGAAGGAACACAUGGCGAACGAGCGUACGAGCGUUAAGGGCUCCUCAUCGGGUAUCGAAUGCUUUGGCAUCGCGUACUUGCGUAAGGGAACGUUCUCGGAUUAAAGGCUUAAAUACUCGGCAUCUCGUACAUACAGUGAGAGGAUACAAAUAGCGCCUCUGAUGCCCAACCUUGUGCGGACAAUCUCCGGAAGCACGCAAGCCGGAAAACCUCCGUACACGCGAGGAUGAAGCGGAUAACCUUUGAACGUCCCUCCACGAGGUCUUAUCGUCGUUGGCCGCGACAGAUUACGUCUUCCCCUUGUGCUUUUACGCUAAGGUGCACAUUGCGGAACGAUGACGAAUCCCGGCGUACUUGCCGCGAAGCGUGGUAGCGCGGCGCGCGAUGACCCAGUUUCGCCGAACCUUGAAAGGUUUUUCGCCACCUACAUGCGAGAAGCCUCCCCCUGCCAACCUCUGUGUCUUCGCCAAAUCGCGGAGAAGUAAUGGCCGAAGUAGAGGCCACGGAUAUCUCUUUCCAGCACACCUGUUCGCUCCUCCGGGAAGAAUGGUAACCAUGACGAGGUGAAACACUCACGGCGGUCUUGAUCCGGCGUCGCAAAAUUGGAGAUCCCCAGGAGAGAUUUCGCGAGAGCAGGAGAUUGAUGUCGUGUAUCGCCAGAUGCGAAAGUGAUGUUUCCUCGAAAUUUUUUAAGGCUGCCGCGGAACUUAGUCGAGAUGAGGGACCCGCCCAUGGGAGGAUUCUUGCAUGGACGGCGCGGGAAUCAAUCAUUCGCCGAAGAAACGCUAUUAUUGUGCGAGUUAUUCUCCCCCGCUGUCAUCGAUCUUGCGCUGCAAGGGAAAGCGGCGUUACAUAAAUUAUAAACCGAGCUUGCUUUCGUCACAAUAUAUAACCGAGGUCGGACGAGUCUCAAUACAAUCUGAAACGACGUGUCCCGCAGGUUCGCGGGAUCGAUAAGAGAUUGCCAGGCAAGAUGAGGAUUCGCGAUUGCCAGACCAGAAGUACGGCGAAUUACUUAUCCGCGGGGGCCACGCAGACGUAUCAAUUCGAGAUAAUGAAAUAACGUCGAAAGAGCACCGAUAUUACUCGGUGUGCUCGUGCCACGAGUCAUGCGAGCCUUGCCAUCCACAUGACUCUGAACAAAUCGCCUCGCCUGGUAUCGCGUGUAAAUCGGACGCCGUGAGUGUAACCAACCGUGGAGCUGCGAACGCUAUCGUGCCGCCGGGAUUCACUAUGACACAGCACGCGAUGAAUUUGUAUAAAUCGUCGGUGGUUUUCGCGCACGGAUCAUCGAUCCGAUGCAGCCUGCCUCGAGCCUUGCCAGCUAUCGCCACGGAGGAUCGUCACGAAACCGGAAGAUGAAAGGCCGCGGGGGAUGAAGAAGAUCGAAGCACAGCUGUGCUGCGCAGCGACUGUGGCGGAUCGCGGAUGCGAUUACCGAGAGAGGAGCGCCUGGUUUUACGCUCCCUUCCUCGCCCGAGGAUAACGCUAUUUUCGAUGCUCAACAGAGCACUUAAACCGGCGAAACGGCUACAGCGAACGCGACGGAAAGCAACCGCCGUGAAAGAUAAGUGGCGACACGCCAAA